GGCGGGAGCGCGGCGGGAGCAGGUGGAGUGGCCGCGGCGGCGGCGCUGCCAUGGCUCCGCGUCCCGGCCCAGAGCACCAGCCCCCACCUCGGCCCUCCUCGCCUGCCCCUGGGGCCCACCAGACUUUGGCCUUUGCCGGCGCCCCAGCCUAGCCAGCCUCCCCUCGCUGUCCGGUUGGGAUUUGGGGGCUGAGCCGUCUGGGGUCCCGGGGCCAAUGCAGUGCCGCCUCCUCCGGGGCCUGGCGGGAGCCCUCCUCACCCUUCUGUGCACGGGGCUCCUCUCCCUGCGGUACCACUCGAGCCUGUCCCCCGACGGCGCGCGGGAGGCCGCCGCGCUGGGCCCGCCAAGCCCUCUGUCCCCCGAGCUGCAGUUGCGCGAUGUCUUCAUCACGGUCAAGACGACCCGAGCCUUCCACCGCUCGCGCCUGGAGCUGCUGCUGGACACGUGGGUCUCCAGGACCAGGGAACAGACCUUUGUCUUCACCGACAGCCCAGAUGAAGGCCUCCAGGAGAGACUGGGGUCCCACCUCGUGGUCACCAACUGCUCCACUGAGCACAGCCACCCCGCCCUGUCCUGCAAGAUGGCUGCUGAGUUCGACACCUUCUUGGCCAGCGGGCUGAGGUGGUUCUGCCACGUGGAUGACGACAACUAUGUGAACCCAAGGGCACUGCUGAAGCUGCUAAAAACCUUCCCACAGACCCGAGACGUCUACCUAGGCCGGCCCAGCCUGAACCGGCCUAUCCGCGCUUCGGAGCCCAGGCCGCACAACCGCACGAGGCUGGUACAGUUCUGGUUUGCCACUGGGGGCGCUGGCUUUUGCAUCAACCGCAAACUGGCUUUGAAGAUGGCCCCGUGGGCCAGUGGCUCCCGCUUCGUGGAAACAGCCGCGCUCAUCCGGCUGCCCGACGACUGCACCGUGGGCUACAUUGUCGAGUGCAAGCUGGGGGGCCACCUGCAGCCCAGCCCCCUCUUCCACUCCCACCUGGAGACCCUGCAGCUGCUGGGGGCCGCCCAGCUCCCAGAGCAGGUUUCGUUCCCUCCACUGUCUCCUCUACCCAGAUACUCCUUGGUGCCCACAGCUGGUGGCCAGAUGAACCCUGAACUGCUGGGCAAAGAUUGGGCUGAGGCCUCUGGUUAUCCUUCGCCUCCCCAGGCAGCCCUGGGGACCUGUGGCAAGUGCCCUUUGGUGGACAGUCCCUGGCAUGGCCUCUGAGCGGUGGGCCAGCCCAGGGUUGGAUGGUGGCUGGCAGUGAAGGCAUGCUAGGCCCCCGGGAAGUGGAUUGGACAGCCCGGGGAACAGGUGCACCAGGUGAGGGCCAGAGAGGCCCCAGGGACUGGGCUUCUGUGGGUCUUGAGUGGCUGGAUUGAAUAAGCAUGGGGGAGGGGGGGCCCUUGAGCUGGGCUGGGGCUCAGGGGUCCUAACCCUCUAGAGAAUUACCUGGGCCCCUGGUGGGGUCUGGCCUUCCACUCCCAGCUCUGGUCUCUGUCGUUCCCCCUGGGGCCAAGCACUGGGCCGGCCUACUCCCGGCUCCCUCGGCUGGAUUCCCAGUCACGGAGGGGACCCAGGUGGAAUAGUGGCAGAAUCCAGGGUCUGUGGCAGAUACGGGUGUUGCCCACCAGUCUCCAGCUCCUUGCUCCCACCCCUUGCUAACAGAUCCCAUUUUGUUUGGAGAAUCAGCCUGCCCAGACUCAGAUCCUGGCUCAUGAUGGACCCCAGCCGGUCGUGAUGAUCUUUUUGGUCAUUUUCCCAGCCUCCCUUGCUCAGUCUAUUAGUGUGAACUAAACGAAGCCAAUAGGGAGGCUUCUGGAAGGGCUUCUGGGGAAGACCAGGCCCGUAUCCCCUCUUCCUGCUGUGAAUGUGGGUGCGAUGUCUAGAUCUGGAGUGGCUGCCUCGUUAUCACGAAGGAAAGGCCAUGACAAUCAUGCACACUUGUCCCUUUUGGCAUCUGGUUCUGUAAGAAAAUUAAACCCUUAUUUGUUUAAACCUCUCUUGGUCUAGUUUCCUGUUAGAUCUGCAGCCACUGUGUUCCUGGCUGGGGCGGGGUCUUUGCUCUGCCUGUCACAGUGGGGAUGGUGGUGUUGGUUUGGGUCCUGAGCUACAUGUCUCUGCUCUGCCCUUGCCGG
Molecule: messenger RNA, 2124 nt
Organism: Panthera uncia (snow leopard)
Lineage: Eukaryota; Metazoa; Chordata; Mammalia; Carnivora; Felidae
Gene: MFNG
Product: MFNG O-fucosylpeptide 3-beta-N-acetylglucosaminyltransferase
Exons: 7
Coding region: 215-1213 (332 amino acids)
Biological process (GO): regulation of Notch signaling pathway; pattern specification process
Cellular component (GO): Golgi membrane
Molecular function (GO): O-fucosylpeptide 3-beta-N-acetylglucosaminyltransferase activity
Source: RefSeq, a predicted model, not a curated record